Messenger RNA from Trematomus bernacchii (emerald rockcod), 1769 nucleotides. It is a transcript of the gene sgtb, whose product is annotated as small glutamine-rich tetratricopeptide repeat (TPR)-containing, beta. NCBI's taxonomy places the organism in Eukaryota, Metazoa, Chordata, Actinopteri, Perciformes, Nototheniidae. The record is from RefSeq and is a predicted model, not a curated record. Gene Ontology annotation, molecular function: molecular adaptor activity; protein binding. The transcript has 12 exons. Gene Ontology annotation, cellular component: membrane; TRC complex. Bases 69 to 989 code for a protein of 306 amino acids. Gene Ontology annotation, biological process: post-translational protein targeting to endoplasmic reticulum membrane.
CCGACACAGGUCCUCAUGACGCGGCGGCACAGACAGCUGGAUAAGAGCUCAGCAGUUUCCAGAUAAAAAUGGCAGUGGAGAAGCGUCUGGCAUUCUCUAUUGUGCAGUUCCUACGAGAUCAAACACAUCAGGGCGCUUUGAAUUCUGAUGAGCAGGAGAGCCUCGAAGUUGCCAUACAGUGUUUGGAGACGACCUUUAAGAUCGGCUCCAGUGACUCCCACCUCGCUGUGCCACAGCCUCUGACAGACAUAUUCCUCAACUCCCUGCUUAAGAAUGACAAUAUUACCAUACCAGAGACCUCCCCAUCUCCAGAAGACAUUGAAAGAGCGGAGCAACUUAAAAAUGAAGGGAACAAUCACAUGAAAGAAGAGAACUACAGAUGUGCAGUGGAGUGCUACACAAAGUCCAUUGACCUGGACCUGAGAAACGCUGUGUACUACUGCAACAGGGCGGCGGCUCACAGUAAACUGGGAAACUACACAGAGGCAACUGGUGACUGCGAGAGAGCCAUUGGGAUUGAUCCUACCUACAGCAAAGCGUACGGGAGGAUGGGUCUGGCUCUGACAGCCAUGAACAAGUAUCCAGAGGCAAUCUCCUUCUUCAAGAAAGCUUUGGUAUUAGAUCCAGAUAAUGAUACCUAUAAAUCCAACCUGAAGAUAGCGGAGCAGAAGCAGAAAGAAGCAAGCAGCCCAAUAGCUGCUGGAUUGGGUUUCGACAUGGCUAGUUUAAUCAACAACCCUGCCUUCAUCAGCAUGGCUGCAAGCGUGAUGCAGAACCAACAAGUGCAACAGCUUAUGUCAGGAAUGAUGUCUAAUGCAGUCGGGGGUCCUGCAGCAGGAGUCGGGGGACUGUCGGACAUCUCCAGUUUGAUUGAAGCGGGUCAACAGUUUGCGCAGCAGAUCCAGCAGCAGAACCCCGAGCUGAUCGAGCAGCUGAGGAACCACAUCCGGAGCCGCUCGUUCAGCGGCAGCGCGGAGGAGCACUCCUGAUCUGAUAAGUCUCACAUUUUUUUUCCAAGGAAGGGCAACCAUAUGGCGCGAUUACAAUCUCUACACCCAUUUCUUGAAAUCAAAUCCCCGGCACAGCUGGAACGAAGAGACAAGGAUCGGGUUGAAGGCACUUUACUGUGAAUAAAAACUCUGAGGCGGAGAGAGGUGAAGACCUAGAGACUGGACCAUCAAAUUAAGCAUCCUACACAUGAAGGGCAAAACACAUUUGAAAGACUUAAUCAUAAAAAGAGCCAAGAAGCUUGCUUUUACAUCCUGCUGAAAUUGUGUUUUAUAUGUGCUGAAAAUACUGCCCGCUUCAUGUUAUGAGUUAGGGAUCAUUCUGUUUAUUCAUGAUACUUAGAGAGUAGGGAGGACUGCAGGAAACAUUCAGCGUUUGUUCAUAGAAAAACACACCAGGUUUAUAUUGCAUCCAGUUCAAUAUUAUUUUUGUAGACAGCAUAGGCUCUACUUGUGUAUUGAAAACACGUUGGACUCACAUCACUGCUUUUCAACGAGUACUACUUAACUGUUGAUUAAGACAACAAUGUAAUUGUAUAGCAGUGUUUGCAGCCUGCAUUAUGUUGUUAUUGCACUUUAGCAAAGAAUAAAUAUACCCCCUUUAAGCAUAUUUAAUUGUUCAUUAACUAGAGUACUAAGAUUGAUCAUUUUGCAUGCUCUUAAAUCUGGUAUUUGAGAUCAGAUGCUUUAUGGAAACAAAUAGGUAUGCUAGGGCAGCACAAUGUUUUGUCCAAAACAUGUGAAUAAAUGUCUUGAAAUUCA